Molecule: messenger RNA, 1800 nt
Organism: Balaenoptera ricei (Rice's whale)
Lineage: Eukaryota; Metazoa; Chordata; Mammalia; Artiodactyla; Balaenopteridae
Gene: RCL1
Product: RNA terminal phosphate cyclase like 1
Exons: 9
Coding region: 514-1635 (373 amino acids)
Biological process (GO): ribosome biogenesis; endonucleolytic cleavage of tricistronic rRNA transcript (SSU-rRNA, 5.8S rRNA, LSU-rRNA)
Cellular component (GO): nucleolus
Molecular function (GO): RNA endonuclease activity
Source: RefSeq, a predicted model, not a curated record
UCGCCUCCCCUUGCCCCAACGCGGUGAAAGACCCCGCGGAAACUGGUGGGGAAGGCGUGCUCCAGCGCCGCCGCUCCCAGGCCUCUCCCCCGUCCCGCGCUCCUCCAGCCAAGCGCUGUUGCCGGGGCCCGGGCACCGCCCAGCUCCAGCGCAGGCCAAUGGUAGCGUGGCCCGGGCACCGCCUAGCCCCAGUGCAGGCCUAUAGCGGUGCGUCCCGGGCACCUCACUGAUCCUGCACCAGCCAAUAGCGGAGUGGCCCGGUGCGGGGUCCGCCCGCAGCCGGGCCAGGAGGCGGAGAGGCGGUCACCAGCUCCGCCCCACUCCCCUCUGACCCGGUGUAUCGUCUCUCUCCCUUCCUGUUCCAAACCACGUGGACGCGCCUGGGGCUGCGGGCUGCGGGAAGGAGCCCGGGCCGCCACUGCCGCUGUCGCCGUCGCCGCCGUCGCCGCGAUACCCGCGCCCAUCCGAAGUCGCCUCGCCCCGGCCGCCCGCGCCGUUGCAGAGGGCGUGCACAUGGCGACCCAGGCGCACUCCCUCAGCUACGCGGGCUGCAACUUCUUGCGCCAGCGUCUGGUCCUGUCUACUCUGAGCGGGCGCCCUGUCAAAAUCCGAAAGAUUCGGGCCAGAGACGACAACCCCGGCCUCCGAGAUUUUGAAGCCAGCUUCAUAAGGCUGUUGGACAAAAUAACUAAUGGUUCUCGAAUUGAAAUAAACCAAACAGGAACCACCUUAUAUUAUCAGCCUGGCCUCUUGUAUGGUGGGUCUGUGGAACAUGACUGCAGCAUCCUUCGCAGCAUUGGGUAUUAUCUGGAAAGUCUUCUCUGCCUGGCUCCAUUUAUGAAGCACCCGCUGAGAAUAGUUCUGCGAGGAGUGACCAAUGACCAGGUGGACCCUUCGGUUGAUGUUCUUAAGGCAACAGCGCUCCCUCUAUUGAAACAGUUUGGGAUUGAUAGUGAAUCGUUUGAGCUAAAGAUUGUGCGACGGGGAAUGCUCCCUGGAGGAGGAGGUGAAGUGUUUUUCUCAUGUCCUGUAAGGAAGGUCCUGAAGCCCAUUCAGCUCACAGAUCCAGGAAAGAUCAAACGUAUCAGAGGAAUGGCGUAUUCGGUACGCGUAUCACCUCAGAUGGCAAACCGGAUUGUGGAUUCUGCAAGGAGCAUCCUCAACAAGUUUAUACCCGAUAUCUAUAUAUACACAGACCACAUGAAAGGAGUCAACUCUGGGAGGUCUCCGGGCUUUGGACUGUGGCUGGUUGCUGAGACCACCAACGGCACCUUCCUCAGCGCUGAACUGGUCUCCAACUGCCAGGGCCAGGGGGCAGCGGUGCUUCCCGAGGACCUCGGCAGGAACUGUGCCAAGCUGCUGCUCGAAGAAAUCCAUAGGGGUGGAUGUGUGGACUCGACCAACCAAAGCCUGGCUCUGUUACUCAUGACCCUUGGACAGCAGGACGUUUCCAAAGUCCUUCUCGGACCGCUCUCUCCCUACACGAUAGAAUUUUUGCGGCAUUUGAAGAGCUUUUUCCAGAUUAUGUUUAAAAUUGAAACCAAGCCAUGUGGUGAAGAACUCAAGGGAGGGGAUAAAGUGCUGAUGACUUGUGUUGGCAUUGGCUUCUCCAACCUCAGCAAGACCCUCAAGUGACACUGUCACAAGAUGAAAGGCCCCAAGGCCUCUAGACACAGCAGAAGCUGCCAAGGAACCAAAGGGACCAAGUUCAUCCAGGACAGGAUGGCCUCUUGUAUUAAGGACUUUUAAAAUUUUCCAUUUAAAAACAAUCAGGAUAUCCGAAUAAAAGAUGUCUCUCUA